Molecule: messenger RNA, 1524 nt
Organism: Mesorhabditis belari
Lineage: Eukaryota; Metazoa; Nematoda; Chromadorea; Rhabditida; Rhabditidae
Source: the annotation of a GenBank genome assembly
AUGCAAGAGCGACUGAUGGCAAUUAACGAGCUGCCACAAUAUCAUGCCUUUCUGAUCAAGGCAAUUGGCCAAGCAGACACCCAAUACCUGACGAAUAAAUACGAGGAGACGAUCAGCGAUGUCAAUUUGUUCAACUAUUGGAGUGGUCGAUUUGAUGAGGUUAACCUGGCCGUGGAACAUUUGUGGUCUUUGAAGAAAGAUGGACAAUCUCCAUCAGAUGAUCCAUAUCUUCACUUCGAUGUGUUCGUAAUGACCGCUCUUAUUGGCUUUAGUUGGGAUCUUUUUGAAAAAAUGAGGACAAGACGUGGAGAGAAAAUCGAGAACAAGAGGGGACGAGCUUGGGGUCCAGCUUAUCAACCAACGUCCACAAAAGGCUACCUUUAUAUCAGAAGCGAGCAGUUGACGACCGAAUCAAAAUUUGCCACUUCGGGAAUGGGAAUCGCAAACUUUUUGGAAGAUUUUCUCGGAAAAGAACCAUUGAAGCAACUGAACAAGAAGCUCUCCAAUGAAUUGGAAUCAGAUUGUGAUCGCUGGAAACGGACAAACGAUGAGGCACAAUUGUUCAUACAUCAAUUCCCCAAAACUCUCCUUUCUCCCAGUGAAGUAUCAUGCUCGGAGAUCCACCGUUAUUUGGCUCAUUUGUUUGACGAAACUCUCCUCAAACUUUUCUAUCAACGAAUUGAUGAACUUACCAGCGACAUCUCUCAUUUCAUUCUAUGGACUGAUCGUUUCGAAAGCGUUCACCAAGCUAUACAUCGAAGUAAAACGGAAGCUUUAUCCGAUCUAUCUCGUACCUCCGAGCUGCUCUUUUUUCGUUCGCUAACCAGCUUCUCCAUGGUUUUCUUGGUUUGGAAAUUUUGCUUCUGGAUGAACAGAAAGGAAUCGACGUUGGAACUGCCAAAAGGGGCGGAGGCUACCAGUAACACGGAAAACUUUAUUUACUGGAAUCGACGAUUUGUGACGGCUGGCAUGGCUAUCGAACGACUCCAAGAGAACAUGUGUCAGUACAGUAUUUCGCCGGUGUCUGCUCCCUUCUUUACAAUCAUCAUCUGCUGGGAGCUCGCAGCUGAAGUGGGCGAGAUCAAGCCAUCGACAACGAGUUUAGCUGAUGAAGAAGAAGUCAAGAAGAAACGAAUCACGAAACCGCCACAAAAGGAUCGACAAAAAUUACGCUUUACCCCGUGGACCCCCGCGCCUCUUCCCGAAGCCCCAUCACCUCCACCCACACAACCAAUCCCACAACCAGAGCUCACCCAGAAACGAUGUGUCACUUGUGGAAAAGAAUUCACUUAUGAACUCGAGAAUUCUUUUUGGCUUGAAUGCAAUCACACAGUCCCCAAAUUCUUCGCUCAUGAGCAAUGUUUUGUCAAGGCUCUCAAAGAACAAAUCCCGAGUCUGGAUGGAAGAAAAAGAAAGGAUUGGAAGAAGGCGUUGUGCGUGGAAGAUGGAUGUAAAGGACAUCUUCUCUUCUGUGAUAAAGUCAUCAAAGGAGUCCCACAUGGAAAUCCGAUCCUCUACGAUGAC